AUGACGCUCGCGUUCUCGACCGCGCUGUGUCCCGCGCGCGUGCGAGCGCGCCCGAAGAUUCGUCGAUCUAGCCGAAACGCUUCGAGAGGCGAAAAAAAGCAAACCGCGACGACGAGGUGUCAGCAAUUCGCGUUCGACGCCGCGCGCACGCAACAGAACAAGACCCUGAGCGACCUCUUCGACGGCGCGACGAUUCCGUUCUCGUACUUCACGACGCAGACGCUCUUCCCCGCGCCGGAGCCCGCGAGGCCGCCGCCGGCGAGGGCGACGAAGAAGGCGUCGUCGUCGUCGUCGUCGUCGCGCGCGAGAAAAAAAUGCGUCGUGUUCGGCGAAGACGGAGACGUCGAGUGCGAACUCUUCGAAGACUCCCUCCUCGUCGUCUCUCACAAGACGGCGUCGUCGUCGCCGCGCGCGACGACGACGACGACGACGACGAAGAAGAAGAAGAAGAAGAAGAAGAAGAAGAAUGGAUGCGUCGUGUUCGGCGAAGACGGAGACGUCGAGUGCGAACUCUUCGACGAUUCUCUCUUCGUCUCCUCCGUCGUCCCCGCGCCGUCCCCGCGCCGUCACAACGGGCGGUACCACGCGCGCUUCGCGCCCACGCGCGUGGACACCGCGCCCGCCGCCGACGCCGACGCCUUCGCCUUCGCCGCGAGCGCGAAGAUGCCUGCGUCUCCGCGAUGGGACCCGGUGGCGUCCGCGCCCCGCGCGCGCGAGACCAUCGCGCCGAUACCGACGUCGUCGAGAUCGCGGUCCUCGACGGUCCGCGACGCGUUCACGUUCGGCACGGAAGUCAAGCGCCGCGGCCGCGCGCGCGUCGUCGGCGGCGACGGCGGCGGCGACAAGUCGCCGCUCAUCACGCGCUACGUCGUCACGGACUCGAGCAAGAAUAAUGUCGUCACCUCCGAAGCGUUCGCGACCGUCGGCGUGACGAAUCGACGGUCGACGAUGACGACGACUCGCGACUCGCGACUCGUCGGCGUCGUCAACGAGCUCGUGAACCGGAACCUCCUCGACGCCUCGGAGCAGUGCGUCGUGACGUGGACGGAGCACCCGUUCUGGACGUCCGGCGAUAAGCAACAGUGCGAACGCGACGUCGACGCGAUCAUGGAGACCAUCGCGGAGCACGCGGUGUACACCGAAGCGUGCGACGUCAUCGACGAGCUCAUCGAGGUCGCCGGCGGCGACGCCGCGAGCGCGGUGACGACGUGGUGCGAGGCGCACCCGAGCGCGCGGAACGCGGCGGCGUUGAGGGCGUUCGCGGAGCAGGCGCGGUACGGCUCGUACGGCGCCGCGGGCUCGCGCUGAGCACCGGGACGACGUGCUGUGUAUAAACGAUGUACAAAACGAACGAACGAACGAACGAACGAACGAAGCGUCGCGCUUCGCGACACGCUUGGAAGUCAAAGAAAAAGAAUCUGUUUUCGUAUUUUACCUCUGCUGUAAUUUCUGUAUCCGCGCGCGAAGGAAGUUCUUUUGGAAGCUGCUGUUGUUGUAUCAUAUCUACGUGUGACUACUGUAUGUAACGCAUAAUACUACUGUA
This is a messenger RNA of Micromonas pusilla CCMP1545, 1543 nucleotides long. RefSeq lists its product as uncharacterized. Bases 1 to 1308 code for a protein of 435 amino acids. The transcript is spliced from 4 exons. The record is from RefSeq and is a predicted model, not a curated record. Lineage: Eukaryota; Viridiplantae; Chlorophyta; Mamiellophyceae; Mamiellales; Mamiellaceae.